Molecule: messenger RNA, 1635 nt
Organism: Alternaria postmessia
Lineage: Eukaryota; Fungi; Ascomycota; Dothideomycetes; Pleosporales; Pleosporaceae
Exons: 2
Coding region: 1-1635 (544 amino acids)
Source: RefSeq, a predicted model, not a curated record
AUGGUUCCCUCCUUGACCGAUAUCCUGGAUCAAUUCGACAAUGAGGACUUGCCUGACCUGAACAUGAUACCUGUCAAGGUUCGAUCGGCUAUGGCUGCCACGAGCAAUCUCAGUCCACAAGGUCGACUGUGGACCAGCAAACCCAUCAAGUGUGGUCAAGCCGUUGUAAAGUCGGAUGCGACUGAACUACCCAUGAACUGCGUCCUGCCAAAUAUGGCGUUUGGUAACAUGUCGUUACUCCCGGAUCCUUUUUUCGCCGAAUUACCAGCAGGUUAUAGUACGGGCCUCAUCCGACAAUACCUUCCGCGAAUGAAUUCGACAGCUCAUCGGGUAGUCAUCACAGAGCCCGAGUUUCCCACAAACUGUGCUGAUCUGCCAGGUGCCUUCCAUGUUAGGUACGCAGCGACGAACCCGAACUAUAUCACCAUGACAGGUUGGGGAAACUGGAGCCUGGAAGUUUGCAUGCCAGCGAACUUGACACAGUCGCCGUGGCGUGCUGUACGCACCCGCCAAGAUAUCACUGAAGAACUCUAUCUUAAUAUUUCUCUGGUAUCAGCCGACCCUGUGCAGCAGUACGUAACACCUGAAGACCAAGGCGGACUGUUCAGAAUCUCGCUUGACACUACUUUGGGCUAUUUUGAGCUGCCUAACUACAUGAAUGGCGAACAACCAGGGCCGUUGCUUGAUGAGGACCCGAUGAAUCACUGUGGCGGAAAUUGUAGUAACCAAGCUUACCGCCAGAACGGUGCGGAUGCAAAUGCGAAACUGGCACGCGGAGAGUUUCCUGGUGAUAUGAGUAGUGUUGCCAACUCAUCUCUUAUGUUGGAAAUGCGAAAAAAUCGAGGCCCGUUGCUGACAGUCGCCUUGGCUCUUUUCGGUUCUGGAUCCUUCAUUGCAGAGCGGAUGGCACGUCCAGAUGCUUUCAUGUAUCCAAACAUGACCUAUGAAGAGGCGAGAGCCACGCCGAACUAUGGUGCUUGUGUAGAUCAAGCUCCUUUUACAAAUCUGUUACAUUCGUGGAGCGACCAAGAUCAGAUUGGGACGUUCAUAGAUCCCUGCCUGAAAAACUCGAUUCACAAUCACGACGACGUCCAAAGACAGGUAGCCAACUUUGUGCGCUCACUGUAUUGGAACCACUACGACGGGUACAAGGGCGAUCGCAUCACGAAUGCCUUCACAUCCGCUGCCUUCCUCGCCAACGAGGCAUGGCUCUCCUCUACAGCAUUCAUGAAAACUUGGUCUGUGACGUACGACCACGGUGCCGACACCCUCGUGCCUGUUAUAUCGCGUACCGGCAUUCUAGUCAUCUCCAUCCUUCUCGGCGUCUUUUUGGCAUCGCUUCUGGGUCUCGCAAUCUACAGCGCCGUCUUGCCGCGUUGGACCGAUCAGCUGGAUGCCUUCGCCAUGUUGCGCAUCGGCGCUUCCAUCUCCGACAAGAUCCAAUUUCGAACUAUCCCGAACGCUCAGCGCGUGCGCGUGCGCGUGUUGGACGAGUUGCCGGGAUGGAUCGGCGAUGCAGCCGGUAGUGAGAAUGCGCAGGGCGAACUGGCGCUUGGCGGUCCUGGACGACUUGGUAGGAAGCGAAAAUUUGCUGCGUAUGUUGUAGAGGAUAUCGGGAAAGGAAAGGAAUCAUGA